AUGAGCAGUGUGAAAGAGAAGGAUUUUGGUGAAGGAGAGAAGUUCCUGUCGGAGCCUGCGCCCCCUCAACCGCGAGACAAUGGCAGCUCGGGGAGUCUACUUUCGCAGCUCGAAAACAAUCCUCUUGCUGCUGUUCUGGCCUACUGCUUCUCGUCGAUCAGUAUGACAGUUGUCAACAAAUAUGUUGUCUCGGGCUCGUCAUGGAGCCUGAACUUCCUGUAUCUGGCCAUUCAGUCCCUGAUUUGCACGGCUGCAAUUCUGGUCCUCAAAAACAUGGGCACGAUUCCGAAUCUCGCUGCCUUGGAGGCCAGCAAGGUCAAGAGAUGGCUCCCCGUGUCUGUUGUCUUCGUGGGCAUGAUUUACACCAGCACCAAGGCUCUUCAGUUUUUGUCGGUUCCAGUCUAUACUAUCUUCAAAAACUUGACCAUCAUCGUCAUUGCCUAUGGUGAGGUGCUGUGGUUUGGCGGCCACGUCACGCCGCUCCUCCUGCUCUCGUUCGGCUUCAUGGUGCUCAGCUCAAUUGUUGCUGCAUGGGCAGAUAUUCAGGCUGCUCUGCAAGGCGCUGGGCACUCGGAUGAAGCCACUGCCGCCAUCUCAACCUUGAACGCCGGCUAUGCGUGGAUGGGGCUCAACGUCUUUUGCACUGCCUCGUAUGUUCUGGGCACGCGCAAAUUCAUCACCUCGCUACAUUUCAAGGACUGGGACACCAUGUUCUACAACAAUCUGCUGUCACUCCCAAUCAUGAUCCUCUGCUCUCUGAUCACCGAGGAUUGGUCUUCGGCCAACUUUGCCAAGAAUUUCCCGGCCGAGUCACGAAACAACAUCAUGAUUGGCAUGUUAUAUUCCGGCCUGGGCGCCAUCUUCAUCUCUUACUCUUCUGCUUGGUGCAUCCGCAAGACCUCGUCCACCACAUACUCUUUCGUUGGUUAUUUGAACAAGCUUCCUCUGGCCAUCAGCGGUAUUGUCUUUUUCGACGCUCCUGUUACGUUUGGAAGCGUCUCUGCUAUCCUGCUAGGGUUUUUCAGUGGUCUCAUCUACGGCUAUGGCAAAGUAAAGCAGAAGGAGCAGUCAAAGCAGGUUCUUCCCACAUACCAACCAGUCAUGAGCGCCAGUUCUCAGAGUCACAAAGAUGCUUCGAGGCCAUAA
Exophiala spinifera is the source of this 1146-nucleotide messenger RNA. RefSeq lists its product as uncharacterized. The transcript is spliced from 4 exons. NCBI's taxonomy places the organism in Eukaryota, Fungi, Ascomycota, Eurotiomycetes, Chaetothyriales, Herpotrichiellaceae. Gene Ontology annotation, molecular function: antiporter activity; GDP-mannose transmembrane transporter activity. Gene Ontology annotation, biological process: transmembrane transport. The record is from RefSeq and is a predicted model, not a curated record. The coding region runs from base 1 to 1146 and encodes 381 amino acids. Gene Ontology annotation, cellular component: Golgi apparatus.